Phalaenopsis equestris is the source of this 2523-nucleotide messenger RNA. Its product is annotated as chaperone protein ClpB3, chloroplastic-like. The transcript is spliced from 7 exons. Gene Ontology annotation, cellular component: cytoplasm. Gene Ontology annotation, biological process: cellular response to heat. The record is from RefSeq and is a predicted model, not a curated record. Gene Ontology annotation, molecular function: ATP hydrolysis activity; ATP binding. NCBI's taxonomy places the organism in Eukaryota, Viridiplantae, Streptophyta, Magnoliopsida, Asparagales, Orchidaceae.
AUGGCCGAAUUGAACAAGAGGGAUGGAAUCGACACAAUAAAGAGGAGAGCGUACAACCUCGAGGAGGAGAAGCGUCGGCCAGCUCUUCUCCUUGAGAUUGGAGAGCCGAAAUGCCAAAGGGAAGCUCGAGGAGAUGAGUCGCGAGCAAGAACAGCAAGAGCCGGAGAAGAAGACGACGAAAGGAAUCGAGCGCGAAGACGAGCGAAGCCGAGCGAAGCCGUAACUGUUGCUAGGGGGGAAGGAAGAAGACGCGCGCGCGCGCGCGCACAUACACACACACCAGUUAGCAGGCACCAUUGGAAUUCUUCUCUCUUGUUAUGUCUGAAUCUUUUCAAUAUUUUGCAGCUGAUAUCUCUUGAUAUGGGUGCUCUAGUUGCUGGGAGAAUGUACCGAGGUGAGUUUGAAGAUAGACUGAAUGCUGUCUUGAAGGAAGUGAUGGACUCAGAUGGACAAACAAUCCUUUUUAUUGAUGAGAUCCAUACUGUUGUUGGAGCAGGUGCCAGAUAUGGCGCCAUGGAUGCUGGAAACCUAUUGAAGCCAAUGUUAGGCCGCGGCAAGUUGCAUUGUAUUGGUGCAACUGCCUUUGAUGAAUACCGCAAAUAUUUUGAGAAGGACCCAGCUUUGGAACGCCACUUCCAACAAGUUUAUGUUGAUCAGCCUACGGUUGAAGACACCAUCUCCAUACUCCGCGGACUGCGCAAAAGGUAUGAGCUUCACCAUGGAGUUCGCAUCAACGAUAGUGCACUGGUGGAUGCUGCCAUUCUUUCAGAUCGUUAUAUCAGUGGUCGGUUCUUGCCUGAUAAAGCUAUUGAUUUAGUUGAUGAGGCAGCUGCCAAGUUAAAAGUGGAAAUCACAUCCAAGCCAACUGCUUUAGAUGAGAUCAAUCGUUCAGUAAUUAAAUUAGAGAUGGAGCGUCUCUCUCUAACUAAUGAUACAGACAAAGCUUCAAAAGAGAGACUGGCUCGUCUUGAUGCAAAGUUUUCACUCUUGAAAAAAAGGCAGGCUGAGCUUUCCGAACAAUGGGAGCACGAGAAAUCAGCGACGACAUGUAUUGAAUCCAUCAAGGAAGAGAUCGAUAGGGUGAACAUAGAAAUUCAAGAGGCAGAGCGCGACAAUGACUAAAAUCGUGCAGCCGAAUUGAAAUAUGGAAGCCUGAAUAGUUUGCAGCGUCAACUUCAGGAAACUGAAAAGGAAUUAAAUGAAUAUCAGAGUUCGGGGAAAUCAAUGCUCAGGGAAGAGGUUACUGGCAACGACAUCGCUGAAAUAGUUAGCAAAUGGACAGGCAUUCCGGUUUCCAAAUUGCAGCAGUCCGAAAGAGAAAAGCUCCUUCAUUUGGAGGAAGAACUACACAAACGUGUUGUCGGUCAAGAUCAUGCUGUUCGAGCAGUUGCAGAAGCUAUUCAAAGAUCGAGAAUCGGCCUUUCUGAUCCUCAACGUCCAAUUGCAAGCUUCAUGUUCAUGGGCCCCACCGGAGUCGGGAAGACAGAACUUGCUAAAGCUCUCGCUUCGUACAUGUUCAACACUGAAGAAGCUCUCGUGAGAAUCGACAUGAGUGAGUACAUGGAAAAGCAUGCAGUUUCUCGUUUGAUUGGAGCGCCGCCGGGCUAUGUUGGAUACGAAGAAGGCGGGCAGCUGAUGGAAACUGUUAGAAGGAGGCCUUAUGCCGUCAUAUUGUUCGAUGAGAUUGAGAAGGCCCAUUCUAACUUGUUCAAUGUCUUUCUUCAGAUACUCGAUGAUGGUAGGGUGCCUGAUUCACUGGGGCGAAGAGCGAGCUUCACAAAUACGGUGAUUAUAAUGACGUCGAAUGUGGGCUCACAAUACAUAUUAAAUUUGAAUGACGAAAUGGGUUCAGGUGUUUCUGCUUAUGAGUCCAUCAAGCAGAGAGUUAUGGAGGCAGCCCAUGCCAUUUUUCGUCCGGAGUUCAUGAAUCGUGUUGAUGAGUAUAUUGUUUUCCAUCCUUUGGAUCGACAGAAAAUUAACAGUAUUGUGAGGUUGCAGUUGGAACGAGUCCAGAAUCGACUCGCUGACCGAAAAAUCAAGAUUCGAGUCACCGAUGCAGCGGUCAUUCUGCUAGGUAAACUCGGAUAUGACCCUAAUUAUGGUGCCAGGCCAGUGAAGCGUGUGAUCCAGCAGAAUGUGGAGAAUGAAUUGGCUAAGGGUAUCCUCAGAGGAGACUUUAGAGAUGAAGAAAUUAUAGAAGUUGACACAGAACUCACUGCCAUCUCUAAUGGCCAACUUCCCCAGCAAAAGCUGGUUUUCAGAAGCAUGGAAGCAGGUUCUUCCUCAGAUAAGCAGCAAUCGACUGAGACCCAAGAGCUGUAUUACUAAGCAGAUAAUUUUUUUUUGGGGAGUUCUGUUGUUACCUACAGGUAUUGUAUUUUGCAAGAAUAAUUCAGUUGAAACAUAGUUUGUAUUAUGAUCUUCAAAUACAAUAUUAUUUAAGAUCAAAUUUCUGAAACAUGGUUUUGAUUUUGAUUUCUGUUAUGCAAAAGUUUUCAGUUUUGUUGAUUUAAUGGGAUUUAA